Messenger RNA from Diceros bicornis minor, 9142 nucleotides. RefSeq names its product zinc finger protein 275 (gene ZNF275). The record is from RefSeq and is a predicted model, not a curated record. The transcript has 4 exons. NCBI's taxonomy places the organism in Eukaryota, Metazoa, Chordata, Mammalia, Perissodactyla, Rhinocerotidae. Gene Ontology annotation, molecular function: RNA polymerase II cis-regulatory region sequence-specific DNA binding; DNA-binding transcription factor activity, RNA polymerase II-specific. Gene Ontology annotation, biological process: regulation of transcription by RNA polymerase II. Bases 3487 to 4614 code for a protein of 375 amino acids.
UGUUUCUUUACCUUUCUUCUUUCAAAUUAUUUUUUUGAAUUGUAUUUUAUCUCCACUACUGGCUUAUUAGUGUGCAUUGGAGUCUUGGAGGGCUUCCUAAAAUACCCAAUAUGUUUUACUUCUACAUACUGUUAUAAACCCCACCCUACCUUAGUAUUAUUUUUGCUUUAAAUGUUACUUUUUAAAGAUUUAAAAAUGAGGGAGGUAAAAGUGUUUUAUAUUUCCACACGUUUACAUUACUGAUGUUCUUCAUUCUUUUGUGUAGAUCCAAGGUUCCAUCUGGUAUCAUUUUCCUUCACCUGAAGAACUUUCUUUAAUAUGUCUUAUAGUACAGGUCUGCUGGUGACAAAUUCUCUGAGCUUUUGUUUGUCUGAAAAAGUUUUUAUUUUGCCUUCAUUUUUGAAGGAUAUUUUCCCUGAAUAUAGAAUUCUAAGUUGACAGGUUUUUUUUUUUCCUUUAGCACUUUAAGAGUGUCAUUCAGUUGUUUUCUGAUAAGAAGUCAACAGUUAUUCUUAUCUUUCCUCCUCUAUAUAUAGAAUUUUUUUCCUCCUCUGGCUGCUUUAAGAUUUUCUCUUUAUCGCUGGUUUUCAGCAAUUUGAUUAUGACAUCUCUUGGUGUAUGUGUAUGGUUUUUUGGUUUUGCUUCCUGUUUGUUGAGUCUUGCUACAGGUUGAUUGGGCUUCUUGGCUCUAGUUUUCAUCAGAUUUGGAAAAAAAAAUUUCAGCCAUUAUUUCUUCAACUAUAUUUUUAUCCCCCUCUUUCCUCAUCUUCUCAGCUUCCAGUUACAUGUGUGUUAGACCACUUUGUAUUAUUCCCAGGUUACUGAGAUGGUGUUUCUUAAUUUUUUUUUCUUUCUAAGCUUCAUUUGGGAUAGUUUCUAUUGCUGUUUUCUAACCUUUUUUGGGGAGGUAGUGUCUAAUCUGUUAAUCACAUCCAGUGAAAUUUUCAUUUUAAACAUUAUAGUUUUUACCUCCAAAAGUCCCAUUUGGUUCUUGUUUAUAUCAUCCAUUUUGCUCAUUAUGUUCCUGGGUUUUUUUUCCAAUACUUAUACAUAGUUAAACUACCUGUAUGUCUGUGAGUUCUAUCAGAGAUCAUUUCUAAGUGUUUCUAUUGAGAUUAUUUUCCCUGCCAUGGGUCAUAUUUUUCUGCUUCUUGGCAUUUCAGUAAUUUUUUAUUGGAUAUUGGACAUUGUAGAGAUUAUGUUGUUGAGUGUCUAGAUUUUGUUGUUUCACUUUGAAAAGUGUUGGACUUUGUUUUUGGAGGUAGUUAUUUGUGGAACAAUUUCAUCCUUUUGGGGCCUAUUUUUAAGCUUUUCUAGAGCAGGUCCAGGGCAGCUGUGGCUCCAGGGAUAGAUCAGUCCUACUACUAAGGCAUGGCCCCUCUGGUUCUCUACUGAAUGCCCCACAUGAUCACUGAGGACUCUCUACUCUGGUUUUUUGGACCCUAAACAUCUCCGUACUUUUGUGUGUCCUGGGAAUUGUUCAGCUUUCUGCUUCCUGGUUGUUCUUUUACCAGUUUGGGGGAGUUUCACUAAAUGCAUGCAUGACUUAGUAGUCAGGAAAGACUCAAAGAGAGCCUUAGGCAGAUUUUUUUGGAGCUCUUUUUCUUUUCCCUCCUUUCUGGAACUCUGCUCUGCAAUUUCCAGCUGCCUCAGCUUCCCUGAACACUGGUGUGUGUCUUGAUGGAGCCAUCAUGCUCUGUUUGGGUCUCCCUUUCCUACACUCUCAAUCUGGAAAUUUGCCAUCAGGCCGAGAGCUGGGGCAAUGAUAAGCCUCACCUCAUUUGUUUCUCUUCACUCGGGGAUCAUGGUCCUGCACUGCCUGCUGUCCAAUGUCUAAAAACUGUUGUGUCACAUCUGUUUUGUCCAGUUUUCUACUUGUUUAUGGCAGGACAUUAAGUCUGUUCCUUGUUACUCCAUCAAGGCCAGAAGUAGAAGUCUCUAUCCAUCCCUUUUAACAUAACAUCUAAUUUUAUGUAAAAGUCUUUGUAGAGUAUCUGGGUUUUGUACUCCUUGAGCUAGUGUAAAAUGCUUUCUUUUCAUUUAAUUAUGAAUUGAAUUCAAUUGACCUCGCAUAAGAACAGAAUCUGUGUUCCUCUUUCUUUGAACUCACUGAAGUGGGAGGCCUAUGAUGCACACGUGUCUGUGGUAGGAUCUUAUAUUCUGCAAUCUGGAAGGAAAAGGUAACUUGUACAUAUUGUUCGGAUCUUUUAUUUAGCAAUUUAGUGUUUGAAGAUCUUUUUUUGAGGCUUCUUUUUCCAGCUGUUUUAUUCAACUUUUCAUUUUGUCAAAUAUAUAACAGAAAUGUUCUUGUCUAUAGCAGUCUCACUGUCACCUGGCAAAUUGUUUCAGUGGGGUGGGGUGUGGCCUUUAAAGGGCUGCUGGUCAAGAAGCCCCGGCUCCUGCUCUUUGUUGCCUCUCUUCCCUCUAGUGCCCCAAUCUGGUUUUUUGUUGCCCCUACAAAGUUGGACAGGAUCUCUCACUUCCUAGUUAUUUCUUCUGAUAUUCUUUUUUUUUUUUUUUUGAGGAGGGUUGGCCCUGAGCUAACAUCUGCUGCCAAUCUUCCUCUUUUUCUUUUUUCUUCCCCAAAGCCCCAGUACAUAGUUGUGUGUCAUAGUUGUAAAGUUGUAGCUCUUCUACGUGGGACGCUGCCUCAGCAUGGCUUAAUGAGUAGUGAGUAGGUCCGCGCCCAGGAUCCGAACCUACAAACCCCAGGCCACCAAAGUGGAAUGCACAAAGUCAACCACUAUGCCACCGGGCUGGCCCUCUUCUGAUAUUCUUUUGUGGACACUUCCUUCUUCUGCAGUGUGAGCAUUGACCUCUCUGAGGCUGGCUGCUAGGAGGCCUGUGGCCAGCCUGUCUCUGAGAGACAGUCUCCGUGCCAUCGGCUCUCCAUCUGUGUCUGUCUUCUCCGAGCUGUGCCUGGGCUAACAUUCAUUUUUCUUGUCUGGGCUCCCUCUGGCCUGGCUGUAUUAAUUCUUUGCCAGCCCAAUUUCCUCACUGUUUAGGGUAUGUUUUCUUAGGCAUACUCAUGCUCUGGCUUGUCACUUAGCUGCUGUGCAAGAGAAGACUCAACACAAUUUAAAACCUCCGAAAAGAAAAUCACAAGUCUCAUCCCAGGGGACCCAGAGACAGAGCUGCUGUCACUCACGGCUCUUUUCACUUUCCUUAGCUCCACCCACCCCCCAGGGUCUUACCCUUCCCCAGGAUGGAGCCCCAGGAAACCAGGUACUGGCAGGCCCUCUUGAGAUGCUGGAGGCCCAGGAUUGGGUGACAUUUGACAACGUGGCACAGUACCUCACAAAAAGGGAGUGGUUGAGGCUGGACCUUGAGCAGAGGACACUGGCAUAUUACAGGAACGUGACCUCCGUGGGAGUUCCUGUUUUGAAUCCUGCCUUGGUCUCUUGCCUGCUGUUGGUAUUAAACCCAUCCCAUAACGUGGACUGAACUAAGCAUUCUGAAAGCAUCUCGGUGACCCAGCAUCAGACCAUGGGUGAAGACGCCCAGCCACAGGAGAUGGCAUCCACAAGCUCCCCAAGAGCCAGUGAGCCAAGCUCUGAGGUCAAACAGAAUGGGGACUCUGAGGGGAGUGGGGGGAACCCCCAGAAUCUGCCUGUAGAACAUCACUUUGCGUGUAAAGAGUGUGGAGACACCUUUCGGCUUAAGGUCCUCCUUGUGCAGCACCAGAGAAUUCACAGCGAGGAGAAGGGCUGGGAGUGUGGCGAUUGUGGGAAGGUCUUCAGGGGGGUCUCUGAGUUCAACGAGCACCGGAAGAGCCAUGUGGCUGCAGAGCCGCGGCCUGGCCCAAGCCGGGCCGUUGAUGAUGCCAUCGAGAAGAGGGAGCAAAUGGAGAGAGAGGCAAAGCCCUUCGAAUGUGAGGAAUGUGGGAAAAGGUUUAAGAAGAACGCAGGCCUCAGUCAGCAUCUGCGCGUGCACAGCAGAGAAAAGCCCUUUGACUGUGAGGAAUGUGGCCGAUCCUUCAAAGUGAACACUCACCUCUUUCGACAUCAGAAGCUUCACACUUCGGAGAAGCCCUUUGCCUGCAAGGCGUGUAGCAGGGAUUUCCUGGAUCGCCAGGAACUUCUCAAGCACCAGCGAAUGCACACUGGCCACCUGCCCUUCGACUGUGACGACUGCGGCAAGUCCUUCCGAGGGGUGAACGGCCUGGCGGAGCACCAGCGCAUCCACAGCGGGGCCAAGCCCUACAGGUGUCCCCACUGUGGCAAGCUCUUCCGGAGGAGCUCAGAGCUCACCAAGCAUCGGCGGAUCCACACAGGCGAGAAGCCCUAUGAGUGCAGCCAGUGCGGGAAGGCCUUCCGGCAGAGCUCCAGCCUCCUGGAGCACCAGCGCAUCCACACUGGGGAGCGGCCCUAUGCCUGUGGCGACUGCGGCAAGGCCUUCCGGGGGCCCUCCGACCUGAUUAAACACCGGCGCAUUCACAGUGGACUGAAACCCUAUGAGUGUGACAAAUGCGGGAAAGCCUUCCGGAGGAGCUCUGGCCUGAGUCGCCAUCGGAGGACCCACAGUGGAGCAAGACGCUGCGAGUGCAGUGAGUGUGGCCGCGUGUUCAAGAGGCAGUCAGCACUGCAGAAGCAUCAGCCAACCCACCAGGAGUAGAUGAGGCUUGCAACCCCUCAGCUGUCAGCGGAUUCCUGUGGGGGACCUGCAUCCCUAGAGGGGGAUGGCAGAGUCAAAGGAGGUGAACAGUUUUGUAGCACUUAUAUAUUUUGUCGUCAGAAAGGUUGAAACCAAUUAUACUGCCACCAGCAAUUUAUAAGUGUACAUGUUUCCCAUUUUGCCUAUGGAGAGUAGAUUUUACCAUAUUAAUUUAUUUUGGCUAGUUUAAAUGGCAUAAAGUAACUUCAAGGUACUUAAAUCCACAGGCCUUGAAUCUGAGCAUUAGAGAAGAGAGACCUGGAUGUGGGGGUGUCGAGGGGGCUUGUUGGUCCUCUCCUCCAAACUCCUCCCCCCUCAGGGAAACUAAGACACAGAGCUAUUCAAUGAUGGCAUCAAUAUAAUGUGAUCCCAGCUUUCCCGAAGAGAAGCUCGCCUCAAAGUUUGUAGACCUACUUGAAUUUAUAAAUUUUUAGGGAUGUAAAUAGAAUACUCAAAUGUCUUAUAAUAUUUAAUUUAUUAAUUUAGUUAUACAUAAGUAUUGUAAAUCACAUAUUAUAUAGAAUAAUAUAUUAAUUUAGAAAAUACUCCUUUUUUCCCUUGCUCUGUUCCAUGAGAUCAUUAUAUUCUAACUCCUCAUGUUCAUUUCUGACCUCACUGUCUUCACCAACCUCAGAGCCCCUUUUGAGCCAUCAGACAAUUUCAAAGCACAUCCAGUGGCUUCCAUCCAUCUGAACUGUGUGCCAUGUAGCACUGUGACACUCCCCACACAAGACUCACUAGAAAUUUCGUCCCAAGCUGUAACUACAUGUUCACGUAAUGUUAGGACAAUUGUGGUUGUUUUCUAAUUUUCCCCGUAGCUCUACAACAUAACCACUUAAGGUGUUGCUUUUUUAAAUGACCUUUAAAAGACUUUUUCUAAGCAUCUAAAAUUUGUCAUUGUGAGGUCGUAUUCCUAGGAAUAAGUACUAAAUCUGGGUUAAAUUACUUUUGCGCCUUUUUUUCUUAAACCAAUUCAAUCUGGUGACUCCCAUGCAUAUCUAAAACUAGCUUCGAUUGGGCUUUGUUUCAUGGGUCUUGUCUUCAAGCAGCACGAUUUUGUUCAAAAUACAGUAGUGGAGAGAGCAUCCCCGUAAUAACAGGGACAUUUCAAGGACUCAAGUGUAAGAUGGCGCCUCCUUUGCCAGAACGAUAGCUUUUCCUCAUGUGGGGCCUAGAUGGUACUUCUCCAACCCUCCAUUCUCAGCUCUGUAAGACGGGGGUGAUCACAGGACUACCUCCUACGGUUAUCAUGAGGACUGGAACGCCGCACCUGGCACGGAGGGACACACUCAGUGAAGGUCAUCUGCUGUUACCGUCUUAGUUAUUGCUGUCAUUCUAUGGCUUGUUAGUACCAGAACUGGGGAUGGACCCAGCACUCCUGACUCCUAGUCUUAUCUUUCUUUCAUGCAAUGACUGAAAUACUGUUUCCGUUUCCUUGUGUGCAAAUAGUACGUUCAUCUCCUUUGACCAGUUGUCAAGUUACCUUUCGAGAUAUUGACUUUAUACAGCAGUUCUUUCCAUAUCGAUUGUGAUGAUCUCUUUUCCAAUGUUAUUGCUUUGCUCUUUGUAGCAGUUUUAUUACAUUUUUGUUGUGCAAGCAUUUAGUUUUUAUGUAUCCAAGCACUCAUUGCCCAUUAAGUCAUAACUGUUAUUGCUGCAGUAGUUAGAUAUGACAUUUUCUUCUAGAGUUUUAAUUACAAAUGAAAAAUUGAAAGCCCUGCCCCACCAGAAGGUGGAUGUACCAGAUGGGCAGGCUGGAUGGGAAUGGGCCGGAGAAGCAGGCUCGCUCCUCAUCCAAGAUGCAGACUCCGUGCAUGUCUGUGGGCAAUACUUGACUAUCCAACCUGGCCACUCAGGCACACGAGAGAAACUUCCAUCACGGAUUGGCCAGAACACUCUGACUGUUCCUCAGUAUAGCCCUAGCCAUCAGCAAUGGGGCCAGGCCCCACCUAGAUCAAUGGGAUGGUCCAAACUUGGUCUUGGAAGGCCAGCCACCCUUCCAGCUCAUGGGAGCCUUGGCCAUGCCCGGCAUGGAUUCAGUGCCUCAGCAGCAGAUCCACCCAAGAGACGUCUCUUCAAACACAAGAAGACUUACCUGACUGACGCUGUCACGUGGAUCACAUCCUCCUCCUAGCAAGUGACUCCAGAACUACAAAGAGGUCAGUUUUGUGGCUUCUGCUUUUGGCAACUAAGGGGAGAUUCACCCACGUGUUCUAACAUCACCUCCCUCAUCCACACCUAAUAGGGGUGACAGAGAAAAGGCUCGGAGAGGAACCGUGCCCCCCUCUGAUGGCCUGUGUGUCAUGGUGAUACAAACUGGCCACACCAGGCCUGGGCUGUGACUUGCAGCAGCUGUGCCCGGGAGGGACAAUAAAACAAGGGUUUGGAGGGCCACAAUGCCCUUCUGUGGCCCAAGUGGCACAGAAAUAGAAGCUGGUCCUCCUGGGGCUGGGCUAUCACUUCCAGCAGCCUCUCCCAAGAGGACCAGCAGAAAAGGCUAGCCAGGAACCUGGCCCCUCCAGUGGCCUGCAGAGCGGGCAGGUAGAAGCUGGCCAUGCUGGGGCUGUGGUGUGAUUUCCUGGCAGCUGUGCCAGGGGGACACUAGAGGGCCUGGAGAGGACGUGUGCCUCUCUGAUGGGCCCACUGAGGCGGAGGUGGAACUCCCCAGCGGGCAGAGCUAGAAGAGCUUCUCAGGCCCCCAUCCUGGGAAGCAGGGUCCCACAGUGACCCCUGUGGUCUUAGCCAGAAAGUACUCUGGAACGGCCCCCAGGCCACGCCAGUGGCUCUCUGUGACAUCUCCAUCCUGAUGCCCAGGCUGGAGAAAAGCCAACAGCACUUGUUACAUAGCGAUUCCUUUUGCUCUGUGGCUUCAGUUCUCUCAGUAGUUGUGAAUCUGUGUCUGAAAUCACUACUUCCUUCUCGCAUCAGUUUUCUCUUUUCAAGCUGUUGUGAUGUGUUUAAUGCAACUGUCAUUUGGUAAGGAAUGUUGACAUCCAUGGGGGGCAAGUCUGGCACCUUUACCUGGAAGUACUUGCCCGUUCACUAGUCAUUUGUUGGGUUUUAUGAAGGAUCCAGAUGCAGUAUUAACUUGGAACUUCGUGUCAUCGUCGUCACUGCUCCAUCUCCCCCCAGCCAGGGCACGAUGUCUUGGCAUCCCGUCAUACCCUCCAUUCUCGGUUCUAUAAUUUUCUCUCAAACAAACCUUCUUCUAGAGUUAACACUAAAGACCACAUCUUUUCCGUCACUGUGUUUGCGGGUGAAGUCCGUGCUCUCUCCAAACGCGAGCAGUCUGUGGCUUUACCAUGUGUCCUGUAGUUGCGCCAAGUUUGGUGUUUGCCUCUGGUAACUUGGGGGUGGGUUUCCUUGCAUUCUCUAGGUACACUGCUACAUCAAUGCAAAAUGUGAUCAAGCUUCCUGUUGUGUGUGCUUGUCUGUGCAUUCGUGUAUCUACCUCACUUCGUUUUUCUUUCUAAUCACACAUAGUCCUUUUGCACCGGAAAUGAAGAGCAGUUGGGUUACAUAGAAUGCUGGCUCUCAUUAGAAAUACAUCCUUUUCUUACAUUCUGAAAGAAACCAUCCAUUGCUUUUAUUAAAGCUUUGAAUACUUGCUGAAAUUUUCAAAAGAAAGUGUUUACCAUUUUUGCUGCUUAGGAAGAUUAACUGUGUUGAUUUGUUGUGUCAUACCCACUCUUGCGUUUCCACAAUGAGCCCCCCCGAUCGCAGGGGGCAGCUUUGUCACGUGGUGUUGCACUCCAUGUGCCCUGGGCUUCAGCCCUGUUGUGUGCCAUGUGACCCCCCCCACUUCCAGACCACAUUCAUUAAACCAGAACUGAACACCUGACUCAAGGGCAGCAACCGGUCAUCAGAGCUGGCUGGAGACAAUGGGCCAGGCCUUUCAGGUUCUCCAUCUGUGAAGUGCCGACAAGGAAACUGAGAGAGAAGAUUCUAGUUGGUGUUGGAAGAAAGAGGGAGCCGCACGGUAUUUAGCAGAGUUUCCCCCAUGGGCGGCACUGGCUUGAAGGUCUAUGGGCUCCUGCUAGGUGCCCCAGAGCUGCCUCAGUCCCAGCACCCCGAGGAGGCCUGACCCCGUUAUGUUCUUAGAUUUCUGGCGACUGCCCUCAUGGGUCCGUUUGUAUCCCCACCGUAGACUCCCUUGACUUGAGCCAGCUUAAGUGGGUCUCUGGUUUUGGCAAUCUGUCAAGAGCCAAUUGCAUUUUACCAUAUGGCUGCUUCCUGAGAAGAAUCACGUGGCUGGUUUUCCUCAGAUUCUACCCAGCCCGCGCUCCCAGCACGAGCCCUACCGACUCUCGUAAACACCUGUUUAAAUGUGAUACUAUGUUCUGUUCACUAAGAUGGGUAAAAAUCUCUGCCUUCUAGUUUCUGUGAGUUUGACCACUGAUUUUCUGUCUGGAUAUUGUUCCUGUACUGACCUCAUGUUUGUCCCAUGAAAUGCGUUAACUCACCCCCCACCCUAUUCUUUAUUUUGGAA